Polyodon spathula (Mississippi paddlefish) is the source of this 3385-nucleotide messenger RNA. RefSeq names its product zinc finger protein 271-like. Gene Ontology annotation, biological process: regulation of transcription by RNA polymerase II. Gene Ontology annotation, molecular function: DNA-binding transcription factor activity; RNA polymerase II cis-regulatory region sequence-specific DNA binding. The transcript is spliced from 5 exons. The record is from RefSeq and is a predicted model, not a curated record. The coding region runs from base 780 to 3110 and encodes 776 amino acids. Lineage: Eukaryota; Metazoa; Chordata; Actinopteri; Acipenseriformes; Polyodontidae.
UUUAUUUAUUUUUCAUUUUGGCAUGGAAUAUCGUCAAUAAUUUUACUAGUCUCGUUUGAAAAUUAAACUCAAAAGCAUCAUUGUAGCGGUAUUUCUCAUUCCCAGUACAGUAGCUGUAAUUCAUGCAAGCUCUUUUCUGUGUUAUUCACACACCAAUUCUAGGUGGCGCCUCCACGAUCACUAAUCCUGCAUGUGCUUCUCUGCGCCCCUCUUGCACGGGUGGCGCUCUUGCAUUGUUUUGAAGGCGGCUCUGCUCCUGCGCAGCCCCUUUGACAAUCUGCAGGGUCUGCGCAGACUCUGAGUCCAGAGAUGCGUCUCCUCUGUUGUCAGAUCCGGCUGCGGUCACGCAGGUUGCCGAGCUUGGACAGGGUGUGCGCGCAGACCAGUGUCGUUAAACGUGGGACCUGCGCAGACUCUCAAAAGGCUGCGCGACAUGAACGCGCCCAGCGGCUUUGGAAUUGAGCAUGCGCAUUAGAAAGCAGAGCCGGUGGAAACUGGCGCCAUUUCGGAUCGGCGCGGUGUCAGCAUUGCAUAGAACACAGCGCGCAAAGAGCCAACAUGGAGAACUCUGCCAUCCAGCUUCAUAACCGCGUCGAGCCGCCCUCGCUUCCACAGGGAGGCCAGCCAAGGAUACGCGCCGAAUCAUCCAGGCACGCCUUCUGCUGGGACGCUUUCAUUACAGCUCCGGACAGAGAGAGGGCUGCUUUGUGUACCUGGAGAGAGGUGGCUGCAGGCGCUGCUGAUUUGCCGAGACCAGUCUGCCACUAAAACCAGUGAAGAUGGACGUCAGUGUCUCCGUGUCGUUCUUUCAAGAGCAGCUCGCCUCUCCCGUCGAGCGCGCAGUGAAAGCGGCUGUAGACUCCGUCCUGCGGGAAAUUACUGAAGUUGUCGGCAGCAGAUUCACUGAGUUCCGAGUGGAAAUGACUGCAAUGAAGAGAGAGAAUGAAAGUCUGAAGCUGAGACUGGAAAUAUCAGAGAGCGAGCUGAGAGCCGUGCGAGGGUGUAUAAACACUGCAGAUACAGACAUUAAACAGCCUUUCAUAUUUCAGGAUCCCAGAGAGAGCAACGCUAUCCCUGAAUCUGAAGCACAGGAGGAGCCAAAGAUAGAAGCAGUUUCCACACAAGAGGAGUCAUUUGAGCAGGAGUGCUGUGCAAGUCUAAUGCAGGUUACAGAGCUGCUGUUUGUUAAAGAUGAAGAGGUCCCUCAACAGGAAUGUGCUCCUAUCAAAGAGGAGUUCAUAGAGCAGGAAUGUGUCCCCAUCGCAGUGGAACUUCCUGCUGAAUAUAAUGCAUGUACACUUGAAGAGAACUACAAGCUGGGAUCCAGCCUGUGUGUUGAUUCUCCAUCUGAAUGUGAACUGGGAUUUAGAGCUUCUAAAGUAGCUGAAGGAGAAUACGACUCCACUCCAUCAGCCCAGUGCAAAAACUCUUCUAGUGGCAAACCACAGUGCAAGAAGCUCAGAGAAACGACAGCCCAAGAAGAGUAUGUGAAGAUGUUAAGAACUCGCUCCAUUAAAAUCCCUUCUUUACAAGACAGACCCCCUCUUACUGUGGAGAGUACAGAGACACCACAUUCUGCAUGUUUUAACAGUUCUGAAACCCAGGGCAAAUUGAAGACCUUGCCUCGUUCUGUUAAAGAUCCCAGAGAGAGCCACGCUAUCCCUGAAUCUGAAGCACAGGAGGAGCCAAAGAUAGAAGCAGUUUCCACACAAGAGGAGUCCUUUGAGCAGGAGUGCUGUGCAAGUCUAAUGCAGGUUACAGAGCUGCUGUUUGUUAAAGAUGAAGAGGUCCCUCAACAGGAAUGUGUUCCUAUCAAAGAGGAGUUCAUAGAGCAGGAAUGUGUCCCCAUCGCAGAGGAACUUCCUGCUGAAUAUAAUGCCUGUACACUUGAAGAGAACUACAAGCUGGGAUCCAGUCUGUCUGAUGAUUCUCCAUCUGAAUGUGAACUGGGAUUUAGAGCUUCUAAAGUAGAUGAAGGAGAACACGACUGCACUCCAUCAUCCCAGUGCAAAAACUCUUCUAGUAGGAAACCACAGCGCAAGAAGCACAGAGAAGCGAUACACCAAGAAGAGUAUGUGAAGACAUUGAGAACUCGCAUCAUUAAAAUCCCUUCUUUACAAGACAGACCCCCUCUUACUGUGGAGAGUACAGAGACACCACAUUCUGCAUGUUUUAACAGUUCAGAAACCCAGGGCAACUUGAAGACUUUGCCUCAUUCUAUUAAAGGUGGGAAGAGUUCCUGUCAAUUAGACUUUCCUGAAACUCACAAGGGGAAUCACACAGGAAGGGCUACAUUUUCAUGUGGUGAUUGUGGGAAGAGUUUCAAUCAUUUAUCACUACUUAAAAGACACCAGCACAUUCACACAGGAGAGAAACCUUCCCACAUACAGUCCAGUGAUAAGAGUUCCACAAAGUUAGAAAAUCUUCAUUCACACCAGCGCAUUCACUGCACUGAUUGUGGGAAAACAUUCAGUCGCACAGGAAACCUUAAAAAACAAAAGGUGGUUCACACAAGAGAGAAACCUCAUCACUGUGCUGCUUGUGGGAAGAGAUUCAGCCAGUUUGGAAACCUUAAAAUCCACCAGCGCAUUCACACAGGAGAGAAACCUCAUCACUGUGCUGUUUGUGGGAAGAGAUUCAGCCGGUUUGGAGACCUUAAAAGACACCAUAAAAUUCAUACAGGAGAGAAACCUCAUCACUGUGCUGUUUGUGGGAAGAGAUUCAGCCAGUUUGGAAACCUUAAAAUCCACCAGCGCAUUCACACAGGAGAUAAACCUCAUCACUGUGCUGUUUGUGGGAAGAGAUUCAGCCAGUUUGGAGACCUUAAAAGACACCAUAAAAUUCAUACAGGAGAGAAACCUCAUCACUGUGCUGUUUGUGGGAAGAGAUUCAGCCAGUUUGGAAACCUUAAAAUCCACCAGCGCAUUCACACAGGAGAGAAACCUUAUCACUGUACUGAGUGUGGGAAGAGAUUCAGUCACAUAGGAAGCCUUAAAAACCACAAAGCUAUUCACAUAGGAGAGAAACCUCAUCACUGCGGAGCUUGUGGGAAGAGAUUCAACCAGUCUGAAGACCUUAAAAGACACCAUAAAAUUCACACAGGUGUGUAAUCCUCUCCCUGCUCUUAAUGUGUGAAGAGGGUAAGUCAGUUGCAGGCUCUUACAGGACUCGAGAACUUUCUCAGAAGUGCAGACACUUGAACAACAGGAGGAUAUUUUACUAAAUACAGAAAUAUUUACUGAAAACAAAAACUAAACCUGCUUGAUAAACAGAUUCUUAACUAUCUAUGAGGACACCAGGGUCGAUCCUCGCUUGUUUUUUUGCAUCAUCAAUGCUGAAGCUCAUGUAAAAAUUCUGCUAAAGUACAAAAGACUCCUUCAUUUUC